AUGACGCUUGCUCUUCGCUCUCCGGAAAUGGUAUCAAAUGUGGUGGCAGUUGACAAUGCCCCUGUUGAUGUUUCAUUAGAUGGCGACUUCGUCAAAUACAUCAGGGGAAUGAAGAUGAUUCAAGGUGCCAAAAUUUCUCGCCAAGCCGAGGCCGACGCAAUUUUACAGAAUUUCGAAGAGUCUGUGCCCAUCCGACAGUUUCUCCUCGGAAAUCUAUACAGAGUCCCUGGAGAGAAUGUGCAGCGGUUUCGUAUUCCUUUGGAUAUUCUAGGAAAAUCGCUUGCCCAUUUAGGGGACUUCCCCUACAAGAAUACCCAGGAACGGAGGUUCAAGAGACCGGCUCUUUUUGUCCGAGGAACGAAAAGUCGUUAUGUCGCGGAUGAUGUGCUGCCUGCGAUCGGAGAAUUCUUUCCUCGUUUCCGUCUCGUAGACAUCGAUGCAGGUCACUGGCUAAUAUCUGAACAACCCGAAGCAUUUCGGCAAGGUGAGAAUGUGAUUCUGUCAACUUAG
Metarhizium brunneum ARSEF 3297 is the source of this 510-nucleotide messenger RNA. RefSeq lists its product as uncharacterized. Lineage: Eukaryota; Fungi; Ascomycota; Sordariomycetes; Hypocreales; Clavicipitaceae. Gene Ontology annotation, molecular function: carboxylic ester hydrolase activity. The record is from RefSeq and is a predicted model, not a curated record. Gene Ontology annotation, cellular component: mitochondrion.